GGAAGAGGAAGUCGUUGCUGCAACCGCAGCCGAAGCAAUGCAGCGAGAGGAGAAGCAGCUUGAGGCAUCAUUAGAUGCACUGCUGAGUCAAGUGGCUGAUCUGAAGAACUCACUGGGAAGUUUCAUUUAUAAGUUGGAAAACGAGUAUGACCGGCUAACCUGGCCCUCUGUCCUGGACAGUUUUGCAUUGCUCUCUGGACAACUGAACACCCUGAACAAGGUUUUGAAGCAUGAGAAGACACCACUAUUCCGUAACCAAGUAAUUAUUCCUCUGGUCCUGUCCCCAGAUCGAGAUGAAGAUCUCAUGCGACAGACUGAAGGACGGGUGCCUGUUUUCAGCCAUGAGGUGGUCCCUGAUCAUCUGAGAACGAAGCCUGAUCCUGAGGUUGAAGAGCAGGAGAAACAACUGACAACAGAUGCUGCCCGUAUUGGUGCUGAUGCAGCUCAGAAGCAGAUUCAGAGCUUGAAUAAAAUGUGCUCAAACCUUCUGGAGAAAAUCAGCAAAGAGGAGCGAGAAUCAGAGAGUGGAGGUCUCCGACCAAACAAGCAGACCUUUAACCCUACAGACACCAAUGCCUUGGUGGCAGCUGUUGCCUUUGGGAAGGGUCUGUCUAAUUGGAGACCUUCAGGCAGCAGUGGUCCUGGCCAGCCAGGCCAGCCAGGAGCUGGGACAAUCCUUGCGGGAACCUCAGGACUUCAGCAAGUACAGAUGGCAGGAGCUCCAAGCCAGCAGCAGCCUAUGCUCAGUGGAGUGCAAAUGGCUCAAGCAGGUCAACCCGGGAAAUUGCCAAGUGGAAUAAAAACCAACAUCAAGUCAGCUUCAAUGCAUCCCUACCAGCGGUGAGUGUGAAUGGCAGCCUUCACUACCAGGUGAUCUUUGCACAGUUGUGCAGUCAUAUUACCUUUGCUCAAGGCUCACCUAGAGGGGUACAAUAAAAGAACAUGGGCUUUCAGCAACAGACAGAUCCCAGCUCCACUGGUGACUAGCUAUAUGACUUUGGGCAACUGACCUACAUUUUCCGAGCCUGUUUUCUCAUUCAUAAAUGGUGAUAAUACCUACCUCAUAGGGUUGUUAUGAGGAUUAAAAUUAGAAAAUGAAUGUAAAACACUUAGCCCAGUGUAUGAAAUAAUAGGUAUUCAAUAAAUGGUCAUUUUCAUAGCCA
Sciurus carolinensis (gray squirrel) is the source of this 1163-nucleotide messenger RNA. It is a transcript of the gene Med8, whose product is annotated as mediator complex subunit 8. The transcript is spliced from 7 exons. Bases 38 to 844 code for a protein of 268 amino acids. Gene Ontology annotation, molecular function: transcription coregulator activity; RNA polymerase II cis-regulatory region sequence-specific DNA binding. Gene Ontology annotation, biological process: regulation of transcription by RNA polymerase II. The record is from RefSeq and is a predicted model, not a curated record. Gene Ontology annotation, cellular component: core mediator complex; mediator complex. NCBI's taxonomy places the organism in Eukaryota, Metazoa, Chordata, Mammalia, Rodentia, Sciuridae.